Molecule: messenger RNA, 1730 nt
Organism: Fopius arisanus
Lineage: Eukaryota; Metazoa; Arthropoda; Insecta; Hymenoptera; Braconidae
Gene: Tdh
Product: L-threonine dehydrogenase
Exons: 5
Coding region: 516-1601 (361 amino acids)
Biological process (GO): L-threonine catabolic process
Molecular function (GO): L-threonine 3-dehydrogenase activity
Source: RefSeq, a predicted model, not a curated record
UGUAAAGGAAAUUUGCUCCCGAUAUUUUUUCAUAAAAAUUUAUCUGUAACACAAGUAGUUUCAAAAAUAUGCGCAUAGUGACCUAUAGAAUAGCAGUGAUUCGUAUAAUUUCGACGGUUUCUUUCACACUUACUCUUUUCAGUACAUUUAGUAGAUAAAUUUUUCUCUAUUCCUGUCUAAGAGAUAUUUUUCGACAAAUCAAUAAGGGAUAAAAAUAGAGAAUGUGCGUUAAAAUUGAUGAAUCGAGUUUUAAUUUAAGGUAAUGUGUUAUUCAAUGUAAAAUGAUAUUUUAAAUGUAGAGAAUAGUGAAGGAGUGAUCUAAACCCUCUCACCUCGAUCUGCCUUUGCCUUCCCUCCUAGAACUGGUUUUCAAAAUUGCCAAGAUCAUUUCAUCACUAUAACUCAACGAUCCACAGUACUUCAACACCAGUGCAGAAGGAAACAAGACAAUCGGGUGUUUCAUUUAUCUUCAAGCCAUCCAUUUUUAUCAUUCAUUAUCAUUGCAUCUAACGGAAAUGAUUGGACGAUUGGAUUUGAGGCUUAGCCACAGAGGUUUUUCGAAUGUGAUUAAGAGUUUCAGCUCUUCGAAAAUUUUUAACAAGUAUAAGAAUGGAGGAUCAAGGCCUCCCAGGAUUCUUAUCACAGGGGGCCUUGGCCAACUGGGGACUGAAUGCGCUAAACUCUUGCGCAAAAAUUAUGGAGAAGAUAAUGUAAUCCUAUCAGAUAUUAUAAAACCAAGUGACGAAAAUCGAGCGAACGGUCCUUUCAUUUUUGCUGACAUUCUGGAUUUCAAAGGUCUUCAAAAAAUUGUAGUAAAUCAUAGGAUCGAUUGGUUAAUCCACUUUAGUGCUCUCUUGAGUGCCGUUGGCGAGCAAAAUGUACCGCUUGCAAUACGAGUGAAUAUUGAAGGAAUGCACAACGUUAUGGAGUUGGCGAAGCAGUACAAUUUGAGGAUUUUCGUUCCCUCGACGAUUGGAGCAUUUGGACCGGAUUCACCAAGGAAUCCUACCCCGAAUGUGACAAUUCAAAGACCGAGAACUAUUUACGGAGUUAGUAAAGUGCAUGCUGAAUUACUUGGCGAGUAUUAUCAUCACAGAUUUGGAUUGGACUUCCGCUGCUUGAGAUUCCCUGGGGUCAUCAGCAGUGAUCCACCCGGUGGUGGCACUACUGAUUACGCAGUUGCAGUAUUCCACGAGGGCUUGAUGCACAAGACAUAUGAGUGUUACCUGGAGCCACACACAAGGCUGCCAAUGAUGUACAUCAAGGAUUGCCUCAAUGCUCUAUUACAAUAUUUAAAUACUCCCAAUGAAUGUUUGAGAAGGAGAGUCUAUAACGUAACAGCUAUGAGUUUCACUCCUGAAGAACUUUUCUGCGAAAUCCAAAAGCAUAUCUCUGAUAUGAAGAUAUCAUAUAGACCAGAUAGUCGACAGUUGAUUGCCGAAUCAUGGCCCCAAGUAUUCGAUGACUCUGAAGCUCGCGCUGAUUGGGGAUGGGAGCAUAAAUAUGAUCUACCAAAAUUGGUCACUACAAUGGUUCAAGACGUUAGUGAAAAUUUUCUUCCCAAGUUCCAGAGACACACGCAGCCCAAUAGUUAUAUGUGAAUUAAUAUCCUUCUCUCAUCUUCCCAACAACAAAGUUCAGUUGUGAGUGAUUAAAAAAUAAUGGAUAAAAAAUGAAUUAUAUUCUCUUAUAUCCCUGUUAAAAAUCAUAAAUAUGAAAUAUGAAAUUUU